GCGGGAUGGUGCCUCGGUGCCAGGUUGAAGUGCUAUAUUUUGCAAAAAGUGCUGAAAUAACAGGAGUUCGGUCAGAGACCAUUUCUGUGCCACAACAAAUAAAAGCCUUGCAGCUGUGGAAGGAGAUAGAAAGUCGACAUCCUGGAUUGGCUGAUGUCAGAAAUCAGGUGAUAUUUGCUGUUCGUCAAGAAUAUGUCGAACUUGGAGAUCAACUCCUCGUACUUCAAUCAGGAGACGAAAUUGCCAUCAUCCCCCCCAUUAGUGGAGGGUAGUGCUUUUGAACCAUGUGGGACAUUUUUGAAUGAUGGUGAAGAAAAAGCUAACGACACAAUAAAAUUAACUGCAGAGAAGCUUUCAGUUGAUGAAGUUUCACAGUUGGUGUCCUCUCCACUCUGUGGUGCAAUAUCUCUGUUCGUAGGAACUACAAGAAAUAACUUUGAAGGGAAGAAAGUUAUUAGUUUAGAAUAUGAAGCCUAUCUACCAAUGGCAGAAAAUGAAAUCAGGAAAAUUUGUAGUGACAUUCGGCAGAAAUGGCCAGUCAAGCACAUAGCUGUGUUCCAUAGACUUGGCUUGGUUCCAGUGUCAGAAGCCAGCAUCAUCAUUGCCGUGUCCUCAGCCCACAGAGCUGCGUCCCUGGAAGCUGUGAGCUAUGCCAUUGAGGCUUUGAAAGCUAAGGUGCCUAUAUGGAAAAAAGAAAUGUAUGAAGAGUCAUCUUCGUCUUGGAAAAGAAACAAAGAAUGCUUCUGGGCCACCAAUGAUUAA
Molecule: messenger RNA, 762 nt
Organism: Elephantulus edwardii (Cape elephant shrew)
Lineage: Eukaryota; Metazoa; Chordata; Mammalia; Macroscelidea; Macroscelididae
Product: molybdopterin synthase catalytic subunit-like
Exons: 7
Coding region: 193-762 (189 amino acids)
Biological process (GO): Mo-molybdopterin cofactor biosynthetic process
Cellular component (GO): cytosol
Molecular function (GO): molybdopterin synthase activity
Source: RefSeq, a predicted model, not a curated record